Molecule: messenger RNA, 496 nt
Organism: Triplophysa rosa
Lineage: Eukaryota; Metazoa; Chordata; Actinopteri; Cypriniformes; Nemacheilidae
Gene: phf5a
Product: PHD finger protein 5A
Exons: 4
Coding region: 73-405 (110 amino acids)
Biological process (GO): mRNA splicing, via spliceosome
Cellular component (GO): precatalytic spliceosome; U2 snRNP; U12-type spliceosomal complex
Source: RefSeq, a predicted model, not a curated record
GUUCAGAGGUCACUCACUGCUGCGUCGUCGCUACGCUAGUGUUUGUACAGCUAGCUGCUUCGUUCUUUGAAAAUGGCAAAACAUCAUCCAGAUUUGAUUUUUUGCAGAAAACAGGCCGGUGUUGCCAUUGGACGACUGUGUGAAAAAUGUGAUGGCAAAUGCGUUAUCUGUGACUCGUAUGUCAGACCCUGCACACUGGUUCGUAUUUGUGAUGAAUGCAACUAUGGGUCAUACCAGGGCCGCUGUGUUAUCUGUGGAGGACCUGGAGUAUCUGAUGCCUACUACUGUAAAGAGUGCACCAUCCAGGAGAAAGACAGAGAUGGAUGUCCUAAGAUCGUGAACCUUGGUAGCUCAAAGACUGACCUUUUCUACGAAAGAAAAAAAUACGGCUUCAAGAAGAGGUGAAGAUACCGAGGCAGUUGUGUGUUGCAGUAGUUUUUCGUGCAGGAGCGUGUUUUGUUAUCAGACUUGUUUAAUAAACCUUUUUUAAAAAUUG